GCGAGGCGACCAUGCGCGUCCGUAGCACACGGCCAACUCGCGACUCUCCGCCCCCGCCUUCGCCCCCGCGCCGCGCGUCUGCCGUUUGACACCGGCGAUUCUAUUGUCAGGGCACGCUUUCUUAGGUCACACUGCCGAAGGGACGCGCUUCGCUGGACGCUGAGGAAUUUGAGACAUGUGACACUGUGCCUUUCCUUGCGAAACUGUCACACGAACGGCACAGUUAUUCGUCUGGCAGAAAAAAACAAGUUAUUAAACGUGUGUGUGGUGGACUGUGCUCGUGUUUACAUGCACAACGCUUAACUUUCGCACAGCGAGGGAGAUUGUAAACUGGCAUUUUAUUUAUUCCUCAUCUGAGGUGUCUGACAACUUGUUCCAUCACAAGAUUACGCUCGUAGGAAGAUCAGUGUUAUACAGCUUCUUUCAGAAAAAUAACUUUCUACCGCAGGUUUGUUAAUCUGUCUGGAUGAGCAGUUUCUUCCUCAGACAACAAGCAAACACGCGAGAUCCCAUUAAGGAAAUAUACGCCCUCGGUUAUUGGAUACGUCUGCAGCCAAAGGAUUUUCAGUCUUGUUGGACUAUGUUAGAGCACCUCUGGAAAUGGGUCACCAGAUUACAGCUCUAGCACUCAACCAGUACUGACUCCACUUGAAACAGCAAAAGGAAAAACAGAAAUGGAUGAAGUAUUAAGAUACCCAGUUCCAGUUCGCUGAUCAACUGGUAUAAGAACCUUCUCCACUACUUCGGUGUGCGUUGAGGUAACAUCGUAACCCGCCUCCAGGCUGUGCGGAAAAGGAAGCAGACGAUACGAGUUCCAGGCCCCACCAUGAGGUGGAUAUCGUCUCAUGCGGACUGCUUUAUGAUAUUGGUAGCUGUCUUCUUCGCUGCGCUGCACCAGGCGCGUGGCUCCGGAGUCUUCGAGCUGCGUCUCAAGUCGUUCGUGAACGACUACGGCAAGGACAGUGUGGGCCAGUGCUGCAGCGGCGCGCGGCCCGUGCCCCCGGCGUCCACGUGCCCCGGACAGUGCCGGACCAGGUUCCGAGUCUGCCUCAAGCACUACCAGGCCAACAUCGACACCACGUCUCCCUGCACGUUCGGCGACGUGACGACGCCCGUGCUCGGCGACAACUCCGUCUUCCUGGACGACCUCUCGCCGCCCGGAUUCACCAACCCCAUCCGCUUCCCGUUCGACUUCACGUGGCCGGGGACUUUCUCGCUGAUAGUGGAGGCUCUGCACGAUAACGAGACGUCGAGAAGCGGUGGCCAGACACUGAUUGCGCGGCUGACGACGCAGAGGUGGUUGGACGUGUCUGCUGAGUGGACGCAGGACGAGCAUCGGUCUGCGCACUCUGUGAUGCGCUACGAGUACCGCGUCACCUGCGACCCGCAUUACUACGGGCCAGGCUGCGUCACCCUGUGUCGCCCGCGCGACGACAACUUCGGCCACUGGACGUGCUCCACCGAAGGCCAACGGGUCUGCCUCGUGGGCUGGCAGGGCGAUUACUGCCUAAAGCCGCGCUGUCUUCCUGGGUGUGAUGAGCAGCACGGACAUUGCACGAAGCCAAACGAGUGCCUGUGCCACAGCGGCUGGAAGGGCCCCCUGUGUGACCAGUGCGAGCGGUACCCUGGCUGCCUACACGGCACCUGCCAGAAACCAUGGGACUGCCUGUGCAAUGAAGGCUGGGGCGGGCUCUUCUGCAACCAGGACCUUAAUUACUGCACCAACCACAAGCCGUGCCGGCACGGUGGAACCUGCUUCAACACGGGCCAGGGCUCGUACACGUGCUCCUGCCCACCCGGCUACACAGGCACCGACUGUGAGCGCCAGCUGGAUGACUGUGCCCACCACCCUUGCCAGAAUGGUGGAACUUGCAGGGAGAACGGAACUGGGAGCUUCCGCUGCGACUGCCGAAAAGGGUGGCACGGCCCGCACUGCGAGACGUCGGCACAGACGUGUGACAACGAGCCCUGCCGCAACGGCGCCACGUGCUCCGACACGGCACAGGGCUACCGUUGCCAGUGCCCUCCCGGCUACGACGGCGUCGACUGUGAGCACCAGAUUGACGAGUGUGCCUCGGCGCCCUGCCUCAACAAUGGUAGCUGUGUCGACCGCAUCGCCGGCUUCGACUGCAACUGUCCUGUCGGGUUCUCUGGCAAGCGCUGUGAGAUCAACAUUGAUGACUGCAAGGGCAAUCCGUGCCUCAAUGGUGGCACUUGCAUCGACAUGGUAAAUCAGUUCCGGUGCCAGUGUGUGCCGGGCUACGUGGACUCACUGUGCCAGAACAAGGUGGACUACUGCCGGACCAAGCCGUGUGCCAAUGGUGGCACCUGCACUGAUCUGCUCAACGACUAUCGCUGCGCCUGCCGGCCCGGAUUCACUGCGAAGGACUGUAGUGUCGAGGUGGACGAGUGCAAGUCGAGCCCCUGCCUCAACGGUGGCACCUGUAUCAACAGGGUGAACGCGUUCCAGUGCCGCUGCCCCGAGGGCUUCCACGGACCUGUGUGUGGUGACGAGGGCACGGCAGAUGAGCAUCAGGUCGUGCCUCCACCACCACCACCACCACCUGCUGUGCUGUCGACGUCUGCACCGGCCGAGUCAGCCGCCGUGUGGAACGCUGCCAACAGCUCGCACCACCGCCAGGUGGAGAGUCAAGAUGGUGGUGGCCUGUCACCGGAGCACGUUGUUGUGAUUGCGACCAUCUCGACAGCAGUGCCACUGCUUGUGCUGGUGGCUGCUGUGGUUGUCAUGUGCAUGAAGCAGCGCCAGAAACGUGAGCAGCAGAAGGCAGACGAUGAAGCGCGCAUGCAAAAUGAGCAAAAUGCCGUUCACAGCUCGAUGGCAAAGCGUGCGGGCCCUGGUGAUGCGCACAUGAUCAAGAAUACCUGGGACAAGUGCUGCAACAAUGUGGUCGCUGCGAACACGGCGCCUUCUCCAGAGGACGGUGGUGGGGGUGGCGGAGGCGGCGGUGGCGGCUCGACAGUGCCCAACAUCGUCAGUGUGAGUGCUGGUGUGGACAGUGAUUUGUGCUACCCCAAGGCACAGGUAGUGGACAAUGGCGGGCCUGUGUACACGUUACACAGGACGAGGUCGCAAAAACAGUUAAAUACGGACGCAGCAGCUAACCGCAGAACGUCGGCUCUGCUCAAUGUAACCAGCAGCGCAAAGCUGGAGAAAGACUUUGACAACCUGUGUCCCAGUGCGAGGACAUCUGUGACGGCAGAAAAGAGGAUAUCUGUUCUGUCCGCCGACUCGUCGCUUUGCAAUGCGAGUGACCCCGCGUUGACAAAGCGAACGCAUGACAAAGAGGGCAGCAACGUCCUGACUGGUCCCACAAGCAGCGUGUAUGUGAUAGAUGAACAUUUCCACCAUCAGGACGGGCUACUCGCAACGGAAGUCUGAGUAGCCGUGCUGGAUAGACUGUUGUCUAAAAAUGCGGAACUCGUGUGGUGUGUGCCUGGUGCCGUUUGUCGGUGUGAAUGUGUUCUCGAGUGACUGAUGUGCUUAAUUGAAAGACUUAGCCUUUUCAGCUUAACGAUAUGAAUUGGCUGUUGAAGGGUGAUGAGUGUGAACUUGGUGAAGAAGAGGAGAAAAGCACCUGUACAGUUAUUUAUUUUUUCUGAACUCCUAAUUGGAAAAUGUGCUUUUCCAUCUCCUUCACAGAAAAUGACGCAGGUUCAUCAUAGUACGCCACUGGUUGGUAGUAAGUGAUGUACUAAAUACUGAUCAUUGUAGUGCAACAUUGUAUCAGUAGAUACCAUUGUCACAGUGUAAUCGGUUUACAAGAAAAUGGAAUAAUGAAAUUGUACGGCAGUUUCUCUCUCUCUCUCUCUCUCUCUCUCUCUCUCUCUCCCCCCCCCCUCCC
Messenger RNA from Schistocerca serialis cubense, 3863 nucleotides. RefSeq names its product neurogenic locus protein delta (gene Delta). The record is from RefSeq and is a predicted model, not a curated record. Gene Ontology annotation, biological process: Notch signaling pathway; multicellular organism development; cell communication. Gene Ontology annotation, molecular function: calcium ion binding. Bases 827 to 3400 code for a protein of 857 amino acids. The transcript has 12 exons. Lineage: Eukaryota; Metazoa; Arthropoda; Insecta; Orthoptera; Acrididae. Gene Ontology annotation, cellular component: membrane.